AUGGAACAUCAACUAGGAGGCAAUUCUCCUAACACCACUUUUGAAAACGAGGAUACCAUCAAAUUGGAGUCAUCCAUCGCCUCCAGCUCCCCUACCAUGGGCAUAAGAUUCAACCAAAAUAACUAUGGAUUUAAUGAUCAGGACCUCUAUCAAUUCGAUAGUAAUGCCCCUUUCAUCCCAGUGCCUCCAAUGGCCAUAGCACACAGCGGAGCACCCAAUAUUUCUUCCAAUGCUGCAUUCCUCUCCAAUUUGGCUCCGACUCCUCAAUUCCAGAAUUAUGGCUCGGGCACACCUCACAACAACGGCGAGUUCUUUAACAGCCUGUCACACUAUUCUAUAUUUUCAAACCCUCAGGCUGCCAUGUCUGCUAACUCAUUGCAUAAUAGUAGCCAAGGGCAAGGAAACCAACCACUCUACAAAUUGAACAUCGACUCGACUCCGGAAUUAAUCAAUAACUCAAUUACAGGGCCUCAGUCAGUUGACUUGAUGUACAACCUUGAAUUGGGGAACCACUCAUUGGACUCGAUUCCUAACUCGAUGAUAUACAACAGCAGAGAGAUUGAAGAUAGUUCCAUCAACUCCGUUACCACCUUCCAACCAAACCAGGAAACUGUAUUGAGAAGCUUUUCUACAGCAUACCAGACAAUGAACGAUUUUGGAAUGUAUCCCUAUACGCCAACUAUCAAUGAUGUCUACACACCAACCUUGUCUGAUACCAGCUUCACUCCUAAUUCGUCUGUUAACAACACGACAACUUCAACAAAUGAAGAAUACAACGUUAGAGGUCCAGCUCCUCUAAUGUAUAAACCAUUGCCAUCCUCCACAAGCUCGCAUUCCUUAGACCAUAAGAUUAGUAAGAAACUGUCCAUCACUAGAUUGAACAACAACGUUGCAGCUUCUAUCAACAACAAAAAAGGCUUGAUGUUGGCUACCCACAUCUCUAAUGCUAGCAAUUCCCCAUUAGGUGAAUUGUCCCCAAAAAUGUCCCCAUUGUGCAAUAAAUAUAAGGCGAUGGAACUACACCUGACCCCUAACAAGAGUAGAUCAGUAUCAAACGGAUCUACUACGUAUUCAAUGGGCCCGGGACCUACACCUAUUUCGAGUGCAGGUUUACCACAAAUGGACAUAUUCCGUCACAAUUCAGAUUCUUCAGCUUCUUCGUACGUCUCUUCUGAAACACCGAGAAGGAAGACAUACCCAACCUUAAAAGAGGUAGUUAAAAAGUCUAGGAAGACCUCAAAGAAAGUCAAAGAUCUGAUUGAUGACACUUAUGGUACUCCACCAAAACCCAAGAAAUACACUCGGAGAAGAUUGUUACCAAGAUCCAAGAACGGUUGUUGGAUUUGUCGUAUCAAGCAUUUGAAAUGUGACGAGGUCCGUCCUAUCUGUGCUGGAUGUGCAAAGUUUGGCAUUGACUGUGACUACAGUCCCGAGAAACCAGAUUACGUAAUUGACAAGAACCUAAGGAAAGAAAAGUUAAUGGAUCUUUCUCUUGUUCGUAAACUGAAGCAAUCGAAUGACAAAGAGCAAAUCAAGCAUACUCAAGAUGAUCGCUACGCCAGCUCUGAAUCUCUUCCAUUCGUAGAUGGUAGAACAAGAUCCACUUAG
This is a messenger RNA of Scheffersomyces stipitis CBS 6054, 1608 nucleotides long. It is a transcript of the gene UME6, whose product is annotated as Zn(II)2Cys6 transcription factor UME6. The coding region runs from base 1 to 1608 and encodes 535 amino acids. Gene Ontology annotation, molecular function: DNA-binding transcription factor activity, RNA polymerase II-specific; zinc ion binding. Gene Ontology annotation, biological process: regulation of transcription by RNA polymerase II. The record is from RefSeq and is a predicted model, not a curated record. Lineage: Eukaryota; Fungi; Ascomycota; Pichiomycetes; Serinales; Debaryomycetaceae. The transcript has a single exon.